AUGGCAUGUAAGGAAGGGCAUGUGAGAAUUGUGGCGGAGCUGGUGAAGGCAGGGGUUGAUGUCAAUCUACAUGAUGAUGAGGGAUAUACACCAUUGGUAACUACAUGUGAGAGAGGACAUGUGAGUAUAGUGAAGGAGUUGGUGAAGGUAGGGGCUGAUGGCAAUCUACCGGAUGAAAGGGGAUAUACACCUCUUGUAAUUGCAUGUGAGAAAGGACAUGCGGGUAUAAUGGAGGAACUGGUGAAGGCAGGGGCUGAUGUCAAUCUACAGGAUAAAUGGACGAAUACACCACUGAUAGCAGCAUGCAAGGGGGUUGCAUGUGAGAAAGGACAUGUGAGUAUAGUGAAUGAGUUGGAGAAGACAGGGGCUGAUGACAAUCUUCAGGAUAAAAGGGGAUAUACACAUCUUGUAAAUGCUCGUGAGAUAGGACAUGUCAGUAUAGCGGAGGAGCUGGUGACGGCAGGGGUUGAUGUUUAUCAUCAUGAUAAAGGGAGGAAUACAAUAAUAAUAGCUGUAUGUAGCAGAGGAUAUGUGAAUAUAGUGGAAGAGUUGGUGAAGAGAAUGAGGGAUAGAAAGUAUGACUCUGUGUUAAAUAUAAAGGGUGUGUCGGCUCUAGAGAGGAUCAAGCGACUGCUGUGUGAGAACAGCGAGAGUAAAUAUCAGCAGUACAGAGUGUUAGAGUACAAAAGAGUGAUGUGUGAAAUAAAGAAACAUGUCAGAAUACACUCUGUAUAG
Molecule: messenger RNA, 735 nt
Organism: Ostrea edulis (European flat oyster)
Lineage: Eukaryota; Metazoa; Mollusca; Bivalvia; Ostreida; Ostreidae
Product: kinase D-interacting substrate of 220 kDa-like
Exons: 3
Coding region: 1-735 (244 amino acids)
Molecular function (GO): protein binding
Source: RefSeq, a predicted model, not a curated record